This is a messenger RNA of Corythoichthys intestinalis (scribbled pipefish), 1925 nucleotides long. It is a transcript of the gene kin, whose product is annotated as Kin17 DNA and RNA binding protein. The record is from RefSeq and is a predicted model, not a curated record. The coding region runs from base 259 to 1425 and encodes 388 amino acids. Gene Ontology annotation, cellular component: nucleus. The transcript is spliced from 13 exons. Lineage: Eukaryota; Metazoa; Chordata; Actinopteri; Syngnathiformes; Syngnathidae. Gene Ontology annotation, molecular function: double-stranded DNA binding. Gene Ontology annotation, biological process: DNA damage response; DNA replication.
AAUAAUCUCUUUUUAUUUAGCACCUUUGGAUAACUUUGGGAGUCCAAAUGAAUGUAGAAGAGUGCUUAUUCACCACCACAAAAGCUUCGGGAGCAAAAUAGUAUCAGGGUGAAAAGGUUGACAGAACGCCGGCAGUGAACACGUGUGUAAAUGUAGGGGGGGUCAAGUCAUCAGCCAUUCAAACUUGCGUUUGAGGUUGGGAAAAUGGACUAGCACAUUCAGCAAGUGAAGCGGGGUCAAUGUUUUCUGAAAACCGAAAUGGGAAAACCAGAUUUCCUGUCACCCAAGGCGAUAAGCAACCGGAUCAAAUCCAAAGGCCUUCAGAAGUUGAGGUGGUAUUGUCAGAUGUGUCAAAAACAAUGUCGAGAUGAGAAUGGCUUUAAGUGUCACUGCAUGUCCGAGUCUCAUCAGCGGCAAUUGCUGCUAGCCGCGGAGUGUCCCAGAAAGUUUAUGGACCACUUCUCCAGUGAAUUUAAAAGUGGCUUUCUAGAACUGCUCCGGCGACGUUUUGGGACCAAGCGUGUGCACAACAACAUUGUGUACAAUGAGUACAUCAGCGACCGCGAACACAUCCACAUGAACGCCACGCGUUGGGAGACGCUCACCGUCUUCACCAAGUGGCUUGGCCGACAAGGUCUUUGCAAGGUGGACGAGACGCCGAAAGGCUGGUAUAUCCAGUAUAUCGACCGUGACCCCGAGACCAUCCGCCGGCAGGAGGAGCUGGCCAAGAGGAAGAAGCAUGAGCUGGACGACGAGGAGCGCAGCGCCAAGUUCAUCGAGGAGCAGGUCCGCAGAGGGCGCGGUGGCAAGGAAGAAGAAGAAGAUCCGGUUUACACCGAGCUGAAGCGAGACAACGAAGAAAAAGUUACUUUCAACUUGGGUGCCGGUGCAUCACUGGCUGGUCCUUCCACAUCAAGCGCCGUCCUGGUUCCCAGCGCUCUCGCAAAACCGUCGUCUGCGAAGAGGAAAGAACCGUCCUCCGUUUUGGACACACGAGACAAAAAGAAAAAGUCUGCACUGGAGCAGAUCAUCGAGAUGGAGGAGAGGAAAAAGCAGCAGCAGCAGCCGGUCAGGACAGACCAUUGGCUGCGGCCCAACAUCGUCGUCAAGGUGAUCACCAAGAGGCUAGGUGACAAGUACCACAAAAAGAAGGCUGUCGUCAUGGAAGUCAGAGAGAAAUUUACAGCGGUGGUGAAGAUGAUCGACUCUGGCGACAAGCUUAAACUGGAUCAGAACCACGUGGAGACGGUGAUACCUGCGCCAGGAAAAUACGUGAUGAUCGUGAACGGAAACUUCCGCGACACCGAGGCCGUGCUGGAGGGCAUCGACGAGAAGAACUUUUGCGCUUCGCUCACGCUCGAUUCAGGUCCACACAAAGGAAAGCGCGUGGACGUCGCCUACGAGGAUUUUUCUAAACGGGCUUGAACAUUUUAAAUUUUCUUUAUGCUUUGAGGAGUUCUACUAUGUCAGAGUUCUUGACUCUAAAAACUUUACAUUUGACUUCCAACAAAUGCAACGUAAUGGAGCGAAUAAAAUUAUAUUCAGUCCGUUUUUUGUCUAUUUUGUUAGUUAUUGCAGAGGUUGUGCACGGACCAACGGUAGAUGUUAGAGCCGUGUCGUUUGUCUCGUCUGUCGUCCUUCUGCCGGCCCCUGGUGAGCACAACCAGCAGGUGGUAAAAAUGAAUCUCUUACAGUUGUCUCAUUGUAAGGGGUGGGGGGUGAAGGUGACUUGCAGCUUUACCAUGGAGGUGAAGGGCAACAUCAGCACCUUCGUGUAUGUUUGAAAAUAUACGCUUCAGGUCUUUGGGAGAAGGGACCUGCAGUAAGGGACCACACCCAACUUUGAAAGUCAAACAAUAUAUCUGUGCAUUUGUUUUGUUAAUAACCUGAGCAGACAAUAAAUUUUUGUGAGCAUUGCAAAUUUU